Molecule: messenger RNA, 6320 nt
Organism: Colius striatus (speckled mousebird)
Lineage: Eukaryota; Metazoa; Chordata; Aves; Coliiformes; Coliidae
Gene: SLC5A8
Product: solute carrier family 5 member 8
Exons: 15
Coding region: 587-2404 (605 amino acids)
Biological process (GO): sodium ion transport; propanoate transmembrane transport
Cellular component (GO): membrane
Molecular function (GO): organic acid:sodium symporter activity
Source: RefSeq, a predicted model, not a curated record
CGCACCUGCCCCGGCGGGACGCUCCGCACCGCACCGCACCGCGCCGCACCGCACCUGUCCCGGCGGGACGCUCCGCACCGCACCGCACCGCACCGCGCCGCACCGCACCUGCCCCGGCGGGACGCUCCGCACCGCACCGCACCGCGCCGCACCGCACCUGUCCCGGCGGGACGCUCCGCAGUGCUCCGCACCUGCCUCAGCGGGACGCUCCGCACCGCACCUGUCCCGACGAGACGCAUCGCACUUCUCCGCCUCACAACCGCCCAGCCGGACACGCCGCACCGCACCACACCUGCACCACACCGCUCCGCAUCUGUCUCAACGGGACGCGCCGCACCUCUCCGCCUCGCACCCGCCCGGCGGGACGUACCGCAUCACACCCCACCUCUCCGCACCUGUCCCGGCUGAACGCGCCGCACGUCUCCGCCCCGCACCAGCCCCGGUGGGCCACAGGUUACCACGGUACUCCAGCAGAGCCCCGUCCCCAUCCCCUUCCUCCUGCGCCGGCUGCCCCGUGCCGGCCCUGCGAGGGCAGCAGCUGCUGCUUUGAUUUUGGAGCAGAUCCUUGGCGAGCCCCUCCGACAGCAUGGGGCAGUUCACCAUCUGGGACUAUGUGGUCUUUGCGGCCAUGCUGCUGAUCUCGGCUGUCAUCGGGGUCUACUAUGCCUUCGUGGGAGGCGGGCAGAAGACAUCUACCGACUUCCUCAUGGGGGGCCGCAGCAUGAACGCUGUCCCUGUGGCACUCUCUCUCACGGCCAGCUUCAUGUCAGCUGUCACUGUGCUGGGCACCCCUGCUGAGAUCUACCGCUAUGGUGCCAUCUUCUGUGUCUUUGCCAUCACCUAUGGCCUGGUGGUGCUGUGCAGUGCCGAGAUCUUUCUGCCUGUCUUCUACAAGCUGGGCAUUACCAGUACCUAUGAGUAUUUAGAACUUCGAUUUAAUAAAUACCUGCGCCUCUGUGGAACAGUGCUCUUCAUUAUACAAACGAGUUUGUACACUGGUAUUGUCAUUUAUGCUCCGGCUUUAGCACUAAAUCAAGUCACUGGCUUUGAUUUGUGGGGUGCUGUGGUGGCAACUGGUGUGGUCUGCACUUUCUACUGCACACUGGGUGGUCUGAAGGCAGUGGUGUGGACAGACGUUUUCCAGGUUGGAAUCAUGGUCGCUGGAUUUUCAUCUGUCAUUAUACGAGCUGUGGUGAUUCAGGGGGGAAUCGAACGCAUUGUAAAUGAUUCCUACCAUGGAGGAAGAUUGAAUUUCUGGGACUUUAAUCCCAAUCCUUUGCAAAGGCAUACUUUCUGGACGAUUGUUAUAGGUGGGACUUUCACAUGGACUAGCAUAUAUGGAGUCAACCAGUCUCAAGUACAGAGAUACAUUGCAUGCAAGAACAGGUUCCACGCAAAAAUGUCCCUCUACAUCAACCUGUUGGGCCUCUGGGCAAUCCUUGUCUGUGCAGCACUCUGCGGCCUGUCCCUGUACUCCAUCUACAAGGACUGCGACCCGUGGACGGCAAAGCAGGUGUCGGCACUUGACCAGCUGAUGCCGUACCUAGUGCUGGAUAUUUUUGAGAAGUUCCCAGGACUGCCAGGGCUUUUUGUGGCUAGUGCCUACAGUGGGACAUUAAGUACAGUGUCCUCCAGUAUCAAUGCGCUGGCUGCUGUGACUGUCGAAGAUCUCAUUAGGCCAUACUUCAAAUCCCUCUCUGAAAAGAAGUUGUCGUGGAUUUCCAUGGGGAUGAGCCUGUUUUAUGGUGGAGUCUGCAUUGCUAUGGCUGCAUUGGCAUCUCUCCUGGGAGCCUUGUUGCAGGCAGCUCUCAGCAUUUUUGGUAUGGUUGGUGGCCCCCUUUUAGGACUGUUUUCCUUGGGAAUCCUCUGCUCCUUUGCGAAUGGAAUUGGUGCAUUUGUGGGUCUUCUCAGUGGCUUCGUUAUUUCACUUUGGGUUGGAAUCGGUUCUCAGAUUUAUCCUCCACUCCCAGAAAGGACCAAGCCACUGUAUCUCUCAACUACAGGCUGUAAUACAUCCUUUGAAAAUUUGACAUCCACAGAAAAUCCAUUAACAACAGUCUUCAGCACUCCAACUGUGGAGAGGCCUGCCUUGGCAGACAACUGGUAUUCCGUGUCUUACCUCUACUUCAGCACACUUGGAACACUUACCACAGUAGCUGUGGGAAUAAUUAUCAGCCUCCUAACAGGAGGACUAAAGCAGAACAUAGAUCGUAAAUUCCUACUCACCAAGGAGGAUUUCCUGUCCAACUUCUCAUGGUCUAAGUCUGAGACAACAGAGAAAGUGGAAGUGUUGAAAUGCAGAGCGCUUUCUGCAGCAGCUGAAGGAACUGACAACCCUGCUUUCAGCCACAUUGAAAUGGAUGUUGCAAGCAAUAAAAACGAAGUCAAUGGCCUUCAUAUAUGACAUGGAGCCACGUCAGCCCACGAGGACCAUUUUGUUCAUGUAAAACACCAUUGACAUUCCUGUGAUGGGUCAGUUACUAGCCCUGCUGGGGUCAUGGACAGGCAUCUGCUGAGCUUUACAGCACUGUCACCCUUGCAUGACCUUGACAUUAGUCAAGAAAGGAAUCAGGUCUUUCUUGCACUUCCUCACUCUUGCACUCUGUAUCUUGGUGACAGGGCUUAAGGUGAUGUUUCUGUGUGAAAUGUUAGCCUGAUAUUUUUGAACCUCCUGGAAAAUAUCUGCUUUUAAUCUCAGUUCACUCUGAGAGUAAAGUUUUUAUUUGGUAAGAGCACUGUUCCCCCAGACAUAGCUGUUUUUCUGGUUUCUUUUUUUUCCUUUUCUUUUAGGGGUUUGAAAGUAUGAAGAGAUUAGGGCUGUGAAGCUUUAUCAGAUUGCAGGAAACCGGAUCUUUUUUUAGUGCAGGUGUCUUUAGUGCCAUCUGGUUCCAUUGUAGAACUGAUCCUGAGAGCAUAUUUAUUUUGCUCUUUAUGUCAUAUAUUUGUUCUUAGCAAAUCACUUGUUUCCUGAUUACCUUCAUCUCCUCCUCUGUGCUCCCUACCUGAAGAUACAAGAGUCUCUUGGUCAUGGGUAGAGACAAGAGUCAGUAAAAUCUUUCCCUUCAAGCCCUGUUUCCCUUUUCUGCCCAGUCUUGCCCCUACAGAGUGGGUCCUCAUGAAGAAAAUGAGCUGUUUCGGGGGUUUUAUUCAAUGCCAUGCAGCAGAACCACAGAAGUCAUCUUCUUCAUGCUCAGUGUGCUGGCCUAGGACUGCACUUUCUCUGGGCUAGGCACAGCAUGGCAGGGAUGGUAACAUAAGAAGAGGGUCUUUUUUAUGGUACUAGACAAGAGGGAAGUCUGCACCUGCAGUUGCCACUGCUGUUAUCUACAAGGAUGUUGAGCUGAAACAUCAUGUAGCCAUUUGUGUUCAUGCAGUCUCUCUGGAGUUUCACGUUCAGGGUUGUGGAUCAGGCAAUACCACGUCAUAUGUGUUUUUCAGGCAGGCAGAGUUCACUGCAUAAUCCCCCAGGAUGGGGAAGGGAUGGCAGAGGAUGUCAUUUGAAGAUGUGAAGGUUGCUCCAGGGUGUGGAUUAGCUUAUCCUCUGGCUGGACUGCUGUGACCACUCCAGACUAUGCCCUGUGCUGGUGGUUUGGGAGAGUGAAAACCCUCAUUUCUUCCUUCUUCUGUGUGCUUGCUGGUACGGCAGGGAACAGACUCUGACCCACUGUGGGUUUUUUUGUACUGCAGAAUUUUUGUUGUGGCUGUACAUGCAUGUUUAAAACUCCCCUGCAGCUGGAAAACAAAAGCCAUUGCAGGAAAGUCAAGCUGUGAAGCUUAUAAAGCAGUCAUGCUUGAGAAUCAAAUUGAAAAACUGACUGCUUGUCUUAAAUAAUUUCUAAAAGUAAUGCUGCAUUUGUGCCAGGUGCUGAGCUACUGUAACUUGGACUAUGACAGAAUGCUAGUUUAUCUAUUUUGACUGAGGCCCUUUAACACCUAAAAAAAUUUAUUCCAUGCCUCUCUGACAGAGGGAGUUUGAUCUAUUGCAGGAGAUGAACUGAUGGGAUUAGAAAACACUAUGAAGAAAAAAUGGGCUCCAAGGAGCAGACCUCUUCUAGAGGAGUACAGGCCAGACAGACAUGGACAGGCUGCACCUGCGGCAUGUCUCCAUUGGCUAACCCCACGCAAAAUUACUUCAUGGAGGCAGGUUUCCUUUUGGUUGAUCCAAUGCAGAGCUUAGGGCCAGCCGCUUGUCUCCCAUUCCUCUGCUGCAGCUCUGGGACCAGUUAAGUCCCUAAAGCCACUGUGUGGAAGGGCUGUGAGUGAGCAGGAUAGAUCCCAUGAGUUAUAUGUUGUGACCAUAUAUCUAAGUUCUGGGACAAACAACAGCAUCCUGAAUAAAGUCUUCUGGGAUUCAGGACAGAGGUCUCUCUUCUGGGACUCUCCUUGUCACUCUGAGAUGACCAGUCUACUGACAGAGUGAGCUGGCUAUGCUUCUCAAGUUUCAAUGCAGCUUAUUCAGCCUUGUGCUUUGUCUUCAUGACACAGAAAUAGAUACUACCCUGCUGUGGAAUAGUUCUUGACCCUUGGAAUAUAAUAAAUUGUACUUACCAUGUACUUUCAGUCCACAGAUCUGAAAGAGGGUAUGUGCUGGUAUCUCCACACUGCUGCAAAGUGCUGGGAUGGACCAUCCUCUGUGUACCUGUGCUUCAUGAUACAGAGUAAGCUGUAGACAGGGAGAAUAGAAGCUUGUAGAAAGCUCUUGACCUGUGCCUACUGAUAUAGCUGCAGCCCUCCCAACACAAGUGCCAAACUCCUGUCUGACCAUGCUUCUUGGGAGGAUGACUGAUUGCUGCUGUGUUAAACAUCAUCACGGCCUUCACUGCACCACUCUGUGCUGGGAUCACUGUGCUGUAAUUGAUCCUGCACUAAACUGUCUCAGAUGAUCUGUGACUUCUACCUGUUUUGUUUGUGGAGACUAAUCUUCCCAGUUAUCACAGUUAAAAAACAGAGUACCAGUAAGAUUUUUUUUUUCCCUCAGUGCUCUGAAUUCACAUACUUGUUUAAAAAAGAGAAAUGUGUGAAUGACCAACUUAUCUUCAGUUGAAGUCACUAUUUGAGCAUUCAGCAGUCAUUAAACUAAUUUUGGUAUGAAGUAAAUGUUUGGGCCAUGUGAUAUUUUUUGGUCCAGAAAUAUGAUGUCAAGAUGACUUCUCACUGGGGAGAAUAUCUUGCUGUAAGCAGAUAGAGACAAAUAUUCUUAAGCUUUGCAGGUGAUGCCUGCAACUACCCUAUUUCUUGCUAACUACCCUCUCAUCAUUGCCACAGAGCUACAAAGUGACUCUUUCUGCUUUACUUUUUUUAUAUGUUUCUUGUUUUAAUUGGCAUCACUAAUUAAGGCAAUUAAUUUUUAAUGGUAUUUUGUCUGGGUUCCAGGGCCUUGUCUGUGUAAAAACAGCAAGAUAAUCCAUGAUAUCUUCAUAUGUCUUGCAUCCUGACUCUUCACCUCUCCCAUCCCUCCUGGCAAAGAAAUUCAGGAUGCUCAAAACAGUUAAAUUCUGUAGGAGUGGGAGCACUCCACAUUGUCUAAAUUACGCACAGCAUCUGGCAGUCAGAAGACAAAACAAGUAUAAAUAUAUAGAAAAAAAGAACAAAAAAUGCAACAGAAACAAUAUUUGACUAUGUGAAUAUACAAAGGAUCCACAGAGAGAAAGUAUGGACAUACUUUGGCUUUUUUAGGUCUGCAUUGAAAUUUGCUUCUACCUGACUGGUCUGUUUGCUUGCUGAACAAAUGAGAUAAACAGAAAAUAACUUGUGAAUACCAAACAGGGAUUAUUUCAUGUGCAUAAUUUAUUUUAAAGUUUAUUGCAUCACAUUAUACAAGCAUUAAACAUGGCUUCAUGUUGAUGAUUGUUUUUUAAAGUGUGAAAACUUGACAUUCUUCUCCUUAGGAUUCUUCUAUUUACAGAUAAACAAUCUCUCUAUAUACUUUAUAUAUAUAUUAUAUAUAUGGCAAGUAAUGUAACUCCCCUCAGAAAGAUUUAAAAUAAAAAAACCCAACUGAUUUGUAAACAUGGUUUCUGUUGUAGUAUUUGGUGGCUCAAGCGCAGAUGAUGUCCUAUACCUAAGAUUUUUCUUUUGUCAAAGUAUCCAGGUGGUUCAUUUACAUUAUUUUACUCUAGGAUCUGUAAAACUGACAUGGGACAGAAUGCAAAAAACCGUAGCAAACAGGCUGAAAAACAGUCCCAAUAUACAGGAUUUUUUCCAUGGUUUUAAAAACUGGCAUGUAACUGCUCAUGAAGUACAUGCUUGCUGUCAAGAGCGGUCUAUAGAGAUCAAUCCUAUGCUGAUUGCGUGAUGAUUUCACAGUAAAUCCUUUGAUG